Molecule: messenger RNA, 1813 nt
Organism: Pomacea canaliculata
Lineage: Eukaryota; Metazoa; Mollusca; Gastropoda; Architaenioglossa; Ampullariidae
Exons: 11
Coding region: 539-1003 (154 amino acids)
Source: RefSeq, a predicted model, not a curated record
GGUCCAUUCUGCUUCGUGCGAGGAUGACUACAAACAACUGCACGGCUCCCAUUUUCAAGGGUCGUCCGAUCGUUUGUGGGAAAACCAGCAUAUUGGACAUGUGCACGCUUUUACGAGGAUCCUCUGAAGUGCAUCAACGAAACCAUGACAGCAUGCAUGUCGAAUUCCUCAGUCAGCAGCAACAUCACAAACUUGAUGGCAACCAGGGACGAGUUUUGUCGGCCAGAAGUCAAGUGCAAAGAACGCAUUACAGGAUGCACGUGUAUUCUGCCGCACUCCAUCGAGUUAACGAAUGUGUGCUCGAAGAGAGAGACUUACCUGUCCUGUCUUAACCAGACAGGUGAAUGUGCACAGAGCCCCGUACAGGAGGACCUCCUUCAUUCACAAUGUACGACGCCUACUGUACAAAAGCCACCUGUCGGCCAGCGGUCAAGUGUGUAGUGGAGGUCAUCGACAAUAUUACUUCUGAUACCAGCAACUCAUCAGGCUCUGUUGAUGUGUUCGCAUUUUGUGGUGCGGGUGUCGGCAAACUGCUGCAAUGCAUGGACCAGCCAAAACUGCAACCCAGGGACCUGUCACGGGUGGACAGCUGAGCUCCACUAUGGCGAAUAUGUGCAUCGAAAACGAGACGGUCAUCGCAAACACGAGUCAAUGUCAAGCCUUCAGCACCUGCAUGGGGGUCCUGAAUCUGUUUCCAAAUGUUACAGUGACACCCCUACUCAUGAUGGACGUGUACAUCAACAUGUCUCAGCCCAACUUCUGGUGCUCACAUCUUAGUGAUCUAUUUACCUGUCUUAACAAUGGAACCAAGAUUUGUUCUCUACCUGCUAAUGUGACGGCCCGUGUGGAGCAGACUUACAACAACAUUGUUUCCCUUUGCUCAGUUUAUACUCCAGCUCCGCCAGAACGUUCCACAGUUCCUAUUAGUGGAACAAAUCCCUUACAGGACUCUCUCUUGCUUCUGUUAGUCUCGUGCAUGGCGGCCAUUAUGCUGAGAUUCUAAACGCCCACUGGGGUCGAACGUCAAGAUCAUUCCAAGGAUGGAAAGCGUGGCUCGUGCUGUCCUACCAAAUGUUUCUUCAACAAAGUGUUUCGAAUAUCGUCGAUUUGUUUUUAGUGUCAACAUAAAAUCUCGCUCCCUUCAGAAAAUUUGGCUCGGUACAAAAGUUGUUUUUUUUCUCCUGAAGAAAGAAUUUUGUCUGCGUUUCCGGGUCAAAUGUCAUCAGCGUCGUGCUGAGGAAUGACGAAGGGGGCUGAGGAUGGUGUGAUGCUGAAACAAAUUCUUACUUGAAGAGGAGACAGGCGAAUGCCAGCUGUACAUUAUGAUAUAUGUUGAGGGAGUGUGUAGUACAUAACUAAAAUGAUGGAUGACUGUUGAGGAAAGAUGAAUUCUUAACCAUUAACAUUGUAUUUACAUCACUUUUUUAAAUGUUCAGAUUAGAAAUAUCCAUAUUGAUCUGUUAUGUCAUUAUAUAUAAUAUAUGUUUGUAAUGUGUCAAGUCUAUGUAUUUGCUAAUACUUUGUUUGAAUAACUGUUUAAUAACUUUUGUUUUUACUUUUUUCUCUAUAUAUAAUAUACAAAAUACUAAGGUCUAGAAUGAAAAAAAAACCUGUCGCACAUCUAUAAACAAGGGUGUAUUUUCCGAGCGUGAGUGGGAGUGUGUUUGCGUGUACGCGCGCCAGUGUCAGAAAAACGGAGAGAAUUAAUGUAUGUAAUAAGGAAACAAAUGAUUCCAAUUAUUAUUUUGAUAACAACUCAUUUACAAUGUAAAAAUAAAUAUUCAACCAUUAAAACGUAUUUUCUCCUAGAAAA